AUGUGUUUAAUCAAAUAUAUUAUUAUUUAUUUUAUAUUUUGUUUCUAUAAUUUAUCAGCUAAUGACAGUAAUUUUAAUCCAUAUGAAGCUCUUGGUGUAUCUCGAACAGCAUCAGAUAAAGAUAUUCGACAAGCUUAUAAAAAAUUAGCUAAACAAUGGCAUCCUGAUAAAAAUUCUCAGCCAAAUGCAAAUGAUCAAUUUACAAAGAUUAAUAAUGCCUAUGAAAUUCUAUCUGAUUCAAAAAAACGGCAGAAUUAUGAUCAAUAUGGUACAACAUCGGAAGAUAAUCGUCAAGGUUAUGAUCCAAAUCAUUUUCAUGAUCCAUUUAAUGCAUUUCGCGAACAUUUUUUUCAUCAAACAUCAUCUAAAGCAAGAAAAGUUAUUCAUGCACAUGAGUUUUUAAAUGAUAUUCUACCAAAUAGUUUUCAAAAGCCUUAUUUAAUAUUUGGUAGUACAAAUUUUUGUUUUCAUUGUCGUCGACCAUUAGAAAUAUUUCGAGCAAUGGAACAACAAUUAAAUGAUGUGGGUAUUGGUACUGCUGAAUUUAAUAUACAUGAAGAACGUUUAAGUAAUGAAUUAGGAAUUUUAAACAUUCCAUCUUUAUGUGUAAUAAGUCAAGGUCGGGUUUAUCAUUUUAAUGAUCAACAGAUUUCCGAAGCAAGCAUUAAAGAAUUUGUACGAAAAUCAAUACCAAUAAAACGAUUUAUUCAAACUUUAGAAACUUAUGAUGAUCUAUUAGAAUUACUCGAAACUUCAAAUCAAACAAAUCGAGUACAUGCUCUAUUAAUAACGAAACAAAAAAUACCAACACUUAAAUUUGUUUUACCAUGUUUAAAAUAUUCAACAAGAAUACAAUGUGCUUUACUUCCUUCGACUGUGUUAAAUACUAAUUCAUUACCAUCGUAUUUUAAACAAAUUUCGAAAGUAUCUGAUACUAUUUUAUUAUUUAAAGAAGAUAUUAAUAAACCCGAUGUUAUUAUUAAAGAUAAUGACUUUACAUCUAAUAAUAUUCAUGAUAUAUUUCAAUCAAAUCAAAUUUUACAUUUACCAAUUAUUACAAGUGCUAAUGUGUUCAAUCUUGUUUGUCAAAUAAAUUCUAUGAAAUCUUGUUUUUUAAUAAUCGGCAAUUCGAAUUUAUUUGCUCAACAUCAAUCAUCAUUUCUUCAUCUUUCCAAACAAUUAUUUCAAAAACAUAAAUCUCAUAUAGCAUAUAUUGAUUCAUCAUCAACAAAACAAGUAGAAUUUAAUCGAAUUCUUUCUUCUUAUUAUCAAACUAAUGAGAAAAAAUUACUUAUUCUUGCUGUUCGUCGAUGGUCUGAUGAUACAGUUGAAAUUCAAAAUCUAAAGAUUGAAUUUAAUGAAAAAUCUUUCAAUGAAUUUAAUACCGAAAAUAUUUUAAAAUUAUUAAUAGAUAAUCGUUGGCAAAAUACGAAAAAAUAUACUUUACCAUCAAUACUUAAUUUUGACCAAAGAAAUGAAAAUAUUUUUCUUAAACUAAUCGAUCAAUUUGAAAAUGUAUGGAAUUAUUGGAUUGAACGAAAUGGAAUACUUCGAUAUUUAUCAGGAUAUCUUUAUACGUAUCAGUUUUGGUUUAUAACAAUCAUCAUUCUUAUUUAUAUAUAUUAUUCAAGAGAAGAACCAAAAAUUAAUUCUAAACAAUCGAACAAAAUUAAGCAAAUUCAUAUACAUGAUUUCGAUGAAUCUCUACUUGAACGUUAUAUGAAACCAGGUGCAUCAAAUGUUAUUAUAUUACUUCUUAUUGCAGAUACGCCCAAUGAUCAAUGUGUUGAAGAUUUUAAACAAAAAAUUCGUUUAAUUAAAGAUUCUCGUAUGGUUUUUUCUAUUCUUUAUCGUCGUCAACAAUCAUCAAUAUGGCUUAAUGAACUUUCGAAUAAUAUUGAAAAUAAACAAUCUAUUCGAUUUCGAUCAUCAACUGUUCUUGCAUUGUAUAUACGACGAAAAUUUUUUGUUUCCUAUUGGCCAAUAGAUAAUGAUGAUGAUAAUAAUAAUAGUAAUAGUAAUGAAAUAGUAGGAGAAUCAUCUUCAAAAUUAACAUUUUCAAAUUGGAUUGAUCUUUUAUUUGAUGGAAAUUUUCGAGAUCCAAAUAAUAUAACAAAAUGGCCAAUAAAAUUUUCUUAA
Adineta steineri is the source of this 2139-nucleotide messenger RNA. The record is from the annotation of a GenBank genome assembly. NCBI's taxonomy places the organism in Eukaryota, Metazoa, Rotifera, Eurotatoria, Adinetida, Adinetidae.